This is a messenger RNA of Daldinia caldariorum, 3417 nucleotides long. Its product is annotated as plasma membrane H+-ATPase. Lineage: Eukaryota; Fungi; Ascomycota; Sordariomycetes; Xylariales; Hypoxylaceae. Bases 11 to 3085 code for a protein of 1024 amino acids. Gene Ontology annotation, cellular component: plasma membrane. The transcript is spliced from 4 exons. Gene Ontology annotation, biological process: regulation of intracellular pH; proton export across plasma membrane. The record is from RefSeq and is a predicted model, not a curated record. Gene Ontology annotation, molecular function: ATP hydrolysis activity; ATP binding; P-type proton-exporting transporter activity.
AAAGGUCAUAAUGGUACCUAAUUUCAAGAAAAUUAAGGCUUUCGGCCACAAGAAGGAGAAAACCCCAUCCAACUACAUCGACACUGCACUAGAUGGGUCGUCCACAGAACAAGACCUGGAGGCGGGUAGCUUCUUGACUGAGACUGAAAGGAAUAAUAUUGUUGACAAGAACAAUCACGGCGACAACCCGUACUUGGAUGAGUACAAAGCUUUGAUUCGUUAUGUCGACACAUACAGAGAUCCGCAUGCGGAAGCGGGGGAGGAGGACUUCUCCCAGCAAGAACAGGGGAGGCCAUGGUGGGCAUUCUGGAGAGGUGGCAAGAGCGGCUAUGCUCGCGCGUCUCUGAGUGACUUCGAGACGCCGAGCGACUGGUUGAACACAGACAUCAAAGAGGGUCUCUCGUCGAUGGAAGUUGAGAGAAGACGGAAAUAUUCUGGGUGGAACGAGCUGUCGACCGAGAAGGAGAACAUGUUGAUCAAGUUUAUUGGGUUCUUCCGUGGCCCUGUCCUAUAUGUCAUGGAGGUUGCUGUUAUUAUUGCGCUGGCUAUUGAAGAUUGGCUUGACGGCGGUAUCAUUAUCGGUAUCCUGCUACUGAACGCGAUCGUCGGUUGGUAUCAGGAAAAGCAAGCUGCCGAUGUUGUCGCCAGUCUGAAGGGAGAUAUUGCUAUGAAGGCACGUGUCGUCCGCGACGGCCAGGAGAAGGAAAUCAAAGCCAGGGAGCUAGUACCGGGUGACAUUAUUAUCAUUGAAGAAGGCCAUGUUGUUGCAGGUGACGCUCGUCUUAUCUGCGAAUAUGAUAACCCUCAUGGCCAGGCCGAAUACAAUGCGGAACUUUCAGCUCAAGAUGUCACAUCACCACGUCGGGAGAAGUUUGAAGAAGACGAGGGGACUCCUCAUGUGGGCCAUGCAAUCGUUGCUAUCGACCAAAGUGCCAUUACUGGUGAAUCCCUUGCUGUUGACAAGUACAUGACUGAUACUGUUUACUACACUACUGGUUGCAAGCGUGGCAAGGCAUACGGCGUGGUCACCUCUGGUGCUCAAGCUUCGUUCGUGGGAAAAACUGCUAGCCUGGUUCAAGGAGCUAAGGACUCUGGACACUUCAAAGCUAUCAUGGACUCGAUCGGUACUACACUACUUGUUUUGGUCGUCUUCUGGAUUCUCGUUUCCUGGAUUGGUGGAUUUUACCGCAACCUCCACAUUGUCGAAUCGGAGGAGAGCUCAAACAACUUGCUGACGUAUGCAUUGAUUUUACUUAUCAUUGGUGUUCCCGUUGGUUUACCAGUUGUUACUACCACCACUUUGGCUGUUGGCGCUGCCUACCUUGCUAAGGAAAAGGCCAUCGUGCAGAAGUUGACGGCUAUCGAGUCGCUUGCUGGCGUUGACAUUCUCUGCUCCGACAAAACUGGUACUCUUACUGCUAAUCAGCUUUCCGUCCGAGAACCCUUCGUUAUGGAUGGUGUCGACAUCAACUGGAUGAUGGCUGUUGCUGCUCUAGCUUCGUCUCACAACAUCAAAGCCCUCGACCCUAUUGACAAAAUCACUGUCCUUACCCUUAAGCGUUACCCCAAGGCCAAGGAGAUGAUCAGCGAGGGCUGGAAGACCGAGAAGUUUACUCCCUUCGACCCCGUUUCCAAGAGGAUUACUGCUGUUUGCACUCACAAAGGUGUCCGGUACACAUGUGCUAAGGGAGCACCCAAGGCUGUUUUGGCAUUGACGAACUGCAGCGAAGAGCAAACUGCCCUGUUUAAGGAGAAGGCCACUGAAUUUGCUCGCCGCGGCUUCCGUUCUCUCGCUGUUGCUGUUCAGGAGGAAGAUGGCCCGUGGGAAAUGCUCGGCAUGAUCUCUCUUUUCGAUCCUCCUCGUUCUGACACUGCCCAAACCAUUGCUGAGGCUCAGGCUCUUGGUCUUUCGGUUAAGAUGCUUACUGGUGACGCUAUUGCUAUUGCUAAAGAGACUUGCCGUAUGCUUGCUCUAGGCACUAAAGUCUACAACUCUGACAAGCUACUCCACAGUGAUAUGGCUGGUACCGCGAUCCACGAUCUUUGUGAGAGAGCCGACGGAUUUGCUGAGGUCUUCCCCGAGCAUAAAUACCAGGUAGUUGAGAUGCUUCAACAACGUGGUCAUUUGACUGCUAUGACUGGUGACGGUGUCAAUGACGCUCCUUCCCUCAAGAAAUCUGACUGUGGUAUCGCUGUUGAAGGGGCUACUGAGGCUGCCCAGGCCGCUGCUGACAUUGUGUUCCUGGCGCCUGGUCUUAGCACCAUUGUCUCUGCCAUCAAGAUCUCCCGCCAGAUUUUCCAGCGCAUGAAGGCCUACAUUCAAUACCGGAUUGCUCUCUGCCUACAUCUCGAAAUCUACUUGGUUACGACUAUGCUCAUUAUCAACGAGACUAUCCGUGCGGAUUUGAUUGUCUUCUUGGCUCUAUUUGCUGAUUUGGCUACAAUUGCUGUUGCUUACGAUACUGCUCACUACGAAAAGCGACCUGUGGAGUGGCAGCUCCCUAAGAUCUGGAUCAUCAGUGUUGUCCUCGGUGCUCUACUUGCUCUCGGUACCUGGAUUCUCCGUGGCACGCUUUGGCUCCCUGAUGGCGUUAUCCAGGAAUACGGUGGCGUACAAGAAAUUAUCUUCCUGCAGGUAUCGCUCACGGAGAACUGGCUUAUCUUCGUCACACGCGGCUUUGAGACAUAUCCUUCGUGGCAGCUAGUCAGCGCGAUCUUCGGCGUCGACAUCCUUGCGUCUCUCUUCGCUGGCUUCGGCUGGUUCUCGGGCGGCCUGGGUGAACCCUCUAGCCCAGCGACGCUGUCCGCCAAGCUGUCUGAGAACGGCGCUACGGAUAUCUUGACUAUUGUUGUCGUCUGGAUUUACUCGAUUGCAUGUGUGAUCGUCAUCGCUAUCAUCUACCAGAUGAUGACUCGCAUGCAAAGUCUCAACGACCUCGGCCGGAAGAAGAGAUCGGCCCAGGAUACGAUGAUGGAGAACAUCCUUACACAUCUAAGUAAGGUUGCGCUGGAGCACGAGCGGGAUGAAAAGGGUGGUGACCGCUUUUACAUUGCUCAGAAGCAAGUGGUCGAGGAGGAAGAAUAAAAAGGGUUAAUUAAUGUAUGAUUAUAAUAAGUAUCUUGGGGUUUUAGUGCGAUUGAUACCAAACCAGUCUUGACUAGAGGAAAUUCAAAUGAAGAUUCCUUUUUAUCUGUUACAAUUGUUUUUUUUUUAUCUGGCGGUCUGGCGUCUGUAGCUGUUUUUGAUCAAAGCGAUGCAUCUUACCCCUGAUUCUUCGAUGUUUUGUGGAAUCAAUAAGAUACUUAGCUGGAACCGGAGUUGCUUGUAAUUAUGAACAUGUGGCUUUGAAGAAAGAAAAAAGAGGUGUGUAGUAGUAAGUAGUAAGUCCGUACAGAUUCUAUCUAACUCCUAUCCCC